GCCUACAAGCUAAAUCAGCGCGCAAGCKGUUGUACAGAAGCGCUUAGAUGAUUUUUCGUUGUUUUUAACUAAAUAAACUUCAAUAAUGCCUUAUGCUAACCAGCCUACGGUGAAAAUUACAGAGUUGACGGAUGAAAAUGUGAAAUUCGUCAUAGAAAACACAGAUUUGGCGGUUGCAAACUCUCUCCGCCGUGUUUUCAUGUCAGAAGUUCCCACAAUAGCUAUUGACUGGAUCCAGAUUGAUGCUAAUUCAUCCGUACUGCAUGAUGAGUUCAUAGCUCACAGAGUUGGACUCAUUCCUCUCACCAGUGAUGACAUUGUGGAUAAAAUGCAGUAUUCAAGGGACUGCACCUGUGAUGAUUUCUGUCCUGAGUGCUCUGUAGAGCUGACGCUGGACGUCCGGUGUACCGAGGAUCAGACGCGUCACGUCACAUCACGAGAUCUGUUGUCCAACAACCCCAGAGUCAUUCCRGUGACUUCCCGGAGUCGAGACAAUGAUCCAAACGACUACGUCGAGCAAGAUGACAUUUUGCUGGUAAAGCUUCGUAAAGGCCAGGAGCUCCGACUUAGAGCAUAUGCAAAGAAAGGUUUUGGUAAGGAACACGCCAAGUGGAACCCAACAGCAGGGGUGUCCUUUGAAUAUGACCCAGACAACGCACUGAGACACACAGUCUAUCCACGACCUGAGGAAUGGCCAAAGAGUGAAUACACAGAGAUUGAGGAGGAUGAGGUUCAGGCCCCCUACGAUCCAAAUGGAAAACCAGAAAGGUUUUAUUUCAACGUGGAGUCGUGCGGCUCUCUUCGACCAGAGACCAUCGUCAUGUCAGCGCUGGCGGUCCUCAAGAAGAAGCUGAGCGACCUGCAGACCCAGCUGAGCCAUGAGAUCCAGAGUGACGUUCUCACCAUCAACUAACAGAAACUUAACACAGCUUUGUUACCAGAGAAGACCUCAGUGGUCACUGUUCAGAUUUAAUCGCCUCUUCCCUGCUGGAUGAACUCUGAUCUAUUGUUUUUUCCUUGACCCARUGGAGAUUCAUGCUUAACUGUUGCAUUUUUCUGUUUCUGUAACCAGAAGUUUGUUUCAGUGAUUAUUGUAACAAAAGCUGAAAAUAGUAUCCAAGGUCACUGUUUCAGAAGGAGUUUUUGUAGCAGUUGGCAUAAAAAUGUUUUGUUGAUGGCAGGUUAAUCAUUCAAUCUGCUAAAUAAUCACUUUUGUUUGUUUUUUUAAAUAAAUGUUUGAAUAAGAUAUUUUGUAGUUUCAUGAAUCUCAGCAGAUUCUGAAUCUUGGUAUUUGCAUAAACAAGAUAAACUGAACUGAGAAUUAUUUUUUUACAAAAUAAAAUCUGAAAAUGUAAAUUUAAA
This is a messenger RNA of Austrofundulus limnaeus, 1362 nucleotides long. RefSeq names its product RNA polymerase II subunit C (gene polr2c). The transcript has 9 exons. The record is from RefSeq and is a predicted model, not a curated record. Gene Ontology annotation, biological process: transcription by RNA polymerase II. Gene Ontology annotation, cellular component: RNA polymerase II, core complex. The coding region runs from base 86 to 913 and encodes 275 amino acids. Gene Ontology annotation, molecular function: protein dimerization activity. Lineage: Eukaryota; Metazoa; Chordata; Actinopteri; Cyprinodontiformes; Rivulidae.